Pyrenophora tritici-repentis Pt-1C-BFP is the source of this 2988-nucleotide messenger RNA. NCBI's taxonomy places the organism in Eukaryota, Fungi, Ascomycota, Dothideomycetes, Pleosporales, Pleosporaceae. The record is from RefSeq and is a predicted model, not a curated record.
AUGGCUGACUCCCCACUCUCGUCACCCGGCACCCCCAGGACUGCAUCGCCCAUGCCUUUUGACCAAGACGCUGCCCGCUCGCUUUCACCCCAACACGACGACGCGCAUACGCCCGCCAUGCAGGGACUGGACGAUGGAAUCUGGCCGAGUGCCCCUGCGACCGCCGCUGUGAAUGCGACACCAUCCACCGAGCAGGUGACGCCUGCACCCAAGGGAAAAGAGAGGGCUGCAAAGGGCCCGCUGAAUUUAUUGGACCUGCCCAUGGAUAUUCUGAAAGAAAUCAUCCAUCAGCUUCCACACACAAACGACCUCACAUCACUAUGUCUCUGCCAUUCAGCUCUGCACCGACUGACGAUACCGUGCAUCUACUCGCGCUUCGACAUUGUAUGGCCCGACGAAAGUACCCACAACGAGCCGCGAGCGGGCGUAGAUGCCCUCACGUACGGCCUGGCUACGCUGGUCAUGGGCGAUGACUGUUUCCCCCACCAGAACCGACUAAGACUGCAAGGACAGACGCCCACUGCGCUACUGAGGACUGCCGCCAAUCCAUAUCCCGUCCCCCAGCGUCGCUUCGGCAACUACUACGGCCAGUUUACCAAGAAGUUUUCGCUGGGCAACGGGCCACAGGCAUGGGUCCAGGAGUACAUGAUUACGAAAGAAGGUGGGAAGAUGCUGGGAACGCUCGUGGCGCUUGCCGUUGCACGCAUGAUUAAUCUCGAGACGUUUGUGUGGGAUAUGCCGACGGGCGUGCUCCGUGAUGUGUGGCUCGCCUUGUCAAGCCUCGCGCACCGGAGUGACGGUGAGGAAUGCCGCCUUGAUCGUCUCUGGAUUCGAUGGCACGACAACACCAUCGAUGCUCCUGUUCCUCCGCCUGCUCCGCCCAUGAUCCUCAACAAUCAGAACCUCCCUCCGCCCCCGAAUACGACACAUCCAAGCGGCCUUGGCACUGUACAGGCGCCCAUCGUCGUGGUACCGCCAUACGCACCGAGCAGCAUGUCCGCCCUCGAUCGAGUCGAACACCCCACCUUUUCCGCCAUUCCCGCGCUGAAGAGCCUGAGUGUGUUGGACAUUGACGAGCUGCCAUAUCUGGACGAGAUGAGCAUCCUGAUUGCACGGUCUCAGAAGAAGCUGCGCGAGCUCCGGAUAGGUGUUGCAGCCCAUGCACAGCAGCGAGACUGGGUAACUGUGUGGGAAGGCGAAGGCCUUCAGCAAGUCGACUACAACGCUACCACAACGGCAGCAUCUUCGCUCGGCGAAAAGAGACUAGGAGGCGUUCUGGGCAUUCUCGUGGGGCGCAUACACAACAUGCGCCAUUCCGAAGAGCCCCCCUCUCAAACAUCUGGCACCACGGGCAUCACAGAGCGGUCAGUCGAAGCUAACCCGAUCAAAUCAGCUUCUUCCCUGCCCUUGCCUUCCAUAGCUUCGCUCUCAUUGCAUGAGCGGGAAGCCGAUCAAGAUGUCGACCACUUCGGUAACCCAAUGGACGAGACCUCCAUGACCGAAGGCGUCAGUCUGUUCCACGAAAACCAGCCAGCCCAUGUAGAACACACCCCACAUCCAGCAAAUACAGGGAAAUUGGCCCCCAAGUCGCAUGUGGCACAUGGCGAGACACGCACCAAGUCUCAGGAACCCACAGAGCCUCUGCUUACUGGAAAGUUGAAGCUCGAAGUCCUAGAACUUGAACGUGUGCCUCUUUCGGUACCCGUGCUACGCAGAGCCUUUGACUGGUCUAUCCUCUCGACACUAACCCUUCUGCACUGCAGCAACCACGAACAGCUAUGGAAGAUACUGCGGAGAACGUACACACCCCGCACCGCCUACCCUGGAUCGCCAUCCUCGUCCAAAGCAUACAAGGCCUCAUAUACCCUACGAUCAGAGUACCAACUCAAUCUCAAGCGCAUUCAUACAAACACAGUCUCACCCUCGCUCAUUUCCUUCCUCAAGGAGACUUUGGCGCCCAACAGUCUGGAGGUUCUCUUCCUCCAAGAAGGCCGGUCAUAUUCGUCCACUGUCACAGUAGAUGCGAUAUAUAGAGGGCCGAUGAAGAGACAUCGAGCCAGUUUGAAGAAGUUAAUGAUCGACAGCGGAGAAAAGGGUUCAGACGGCCACACAACGACGAGCUCGAGAUGGAGGCGGUGGAUGCUAAAUCGCGAGAUCCUAACCUUUAUAACAAGCGGUCGUAUGAAUAAUUUGCGAGAACUUGCCGUAUCUAUUGACUACAAAGACUGGCAUCACUUCCUCCAACGUCUCCCGUACAUCCCUCACAUUCGCUCCCUCUACAUCCCCUUCAUCGCCGACCACGCACACGGCAGUAAUAUAGACCCCCGUGAGCUUGCGUACCAAAUUCUCGACAUUGUGCACUUGCGACCAGAGAUUGAGCUCUGCUACAUGGGCUUAUCUACCAAAUGCUUUGAGAUUCUAGAAAACCGACCCUCGAAUUACGACUUACGCCACGAUGGUAUGCAUGCUGACGGUAGCGGCUCUGCAUAUGCCACGCAUGAUCCCAUGAUGUCCGACGACGAGAGCGAAGCCACUGAAGAUGAAGACGAGGACGACAUGGACGAUGGUGGUAUGCCACCCGGUGGUGAUGAAACGGAGAGCGAAGCCAGCGAUGAUGGAGAUGCCGAAAGUGAUGACGAUUCGGUGAUGCAAGAUUCGCAAAAAGGUCCCAAACUCAGAGUCCGAGAAAUUCUCUUCUACGAGGAACGAGUGGAGGCGUUUAGGAGGCGGCAUGGCGUGUUGCGGCCAUGAUACGAUUGACAACGUGGGUGUUAUUUUUCGCUGCAAGCAUUUUGAGCGCACGGAAUUGGCGGUGGGGACUGGAACGGUGCAAGAUGGCGUAUAUGGUAGAUAUCCUUGAUCAUUUUUCAUGAUGGGUAUGUGUGGUCUCGAGAGUUGGGACCUGCGGACAUGGAGGCGUUAUGGUUGAAUGUUUAUAGGUUCAUGUAGUAGCAGAUUUUGCAAACGUCCGUUUCAUCGCAUACAAAA